GUCGCGUGAGCGUGUCGCGCGCGCAGUUGCACAGUCGUCGCACGUUGCCGUGGACCCGAUCCGGUUCAUCCCGCUUCGUCUCUACACACACGCGCCGACACAACAGACGGAACUGGACGGAAUACUCAAUGUAAUUUCUCCCGUCGUGCCAGACUUCCCACCUCGGAUGGUUUUUAGUGUGGCUGGUGGCGGGGUCUAGUGCGCAACUUGAGACGUUAGAGGACGCCCGCGCCGACACGGGAGCAGAGGAGGGGGACUCCGGCUGAGAUCGAGGAGAAACAUGUGAAGAACUUUGAAGCUUCAACCUGCAAGUGAGCCUUUAAGAACGCUAAGGCCAAGGUAUCCUUCUUCCCGCUCCUCAUCCAUCCUCUCUGCUUCCACUGCUGUUGCCUUGCAGGCCCAAUAAGUCAUGGAGGGCCUACACAGGACUUUAUCACCUGGGCCUAAAGUAAGAGCUAUUGCUGCUUUACUAGGCUGUUGGUUCUUAGCUAUCCCUAGCUUGUGCAGUGGCCAAACAUUCACUAGUUUCCACCCUGAACAUCGAGAGUGGUCUUUCAAUCACCUGACUGUCCACCAAGCCACAGGAGCAUUGUAUAUUGGAGCUGUCAAUCGAGUGUACAAGCUGUCGGGCAACCUCACCCUCCUGGUUUCCCAUGACACGGGCCCAGAGGACGACAACAAGGCCUGCUAUCCUCCUCUGAUUGUCCAGCCCUGCUCUGAGCCCCUGGUGUCUACAAACAAUGUGAACAAGCUUCUUCUCAUUGAUUACUCCCAGAAUCGGCUGCUGGCCUGUGGCAGUCUCUAUCAGGGUGUUUGUAAACUCCUCAGACUGGAUGACCUUUUUAUCCUAGUGGAGCCCUCCCAUAAGAAAGAGCACUACCUCUCCAGUGUCAAUCAGACUGGGACCAUGUAUGGAGUCAUUGUCCCCUCACAGGGCCAGGAUGGGACGUUAUUUAUAGGCACAGCUGUAGAUGGCAAACAGGACUACUUUCCCACCAUCUCCAGUCGAAAGCUGCCCCGUGACCCAGAGUCUUCCGCCAUGCUUGACUACGAGUUGCACACGGACUUUGUCUCCUCCCUCAUCAAGAUACCGUCGGACACGCUGGCGUUGGUGUCCCACUUUGACAUCUACUAUGUAUACGGCUUUGCCAGCGGCAGCUUUGUUUACUUCCUGACCGUCCAGCCUGAGACACCGGACAACAGUAUGUCGUCUGGCGGCUCCACCAGUGACCUCUUCUACACCUCACGCAUUGUCCGCCUCUGCAAGGAUGACCGCAAGUUUCACUCUUAUGUGUCGCUCCCUGUGGGCUGUGUGAAAAAUGGUGUGGAAUACCGGCUGCUGCAGGCCGCCUACCUUGGCAAGCCAGGCCGUGUCCUUGCGGCAUCGCUCAACAUCACUGCUCAGGACGAUGUGCUGUUUACCAUCUUCUCCAAGGGCCAGAAGCAGUUCCACCGGCCCCCAGACGACUCGGCACUCUGCGUCUUCACCAUCAGAGACAUCAACGCCCGCAUCAAGGAGCGGCUGCAGUCCUGCUAUCAGGGGGAAGGCAACCUGGAACUCAACUGGCUGCUGGGGAAGGACGUGCAGUGCACCAAAGCACCGGUGCCUAUAGAUGACUCCUUCUGUGGUUUGGACAUCAACCAGCCCCUUGGCGGUUCCCAGCUGGUGACCGGGCACACUCUCUACACAGAGACCCGCGACCGCAUGACCUCUGUCACCUCCUAUGUCUACAACGGGUACUGUGUCGCCUUCGUGGGCACCAAGAGUGGACGCCUGAAGAAGAUUGCUGCGGCUCAGCGCGACGUGUCCGGGCUCCUUGGCGGAUUUCAGGGUCUGGGGGCUUGGUCGGGACCGGGAAGGCGGCGUAGCUCAAAUGACCGGGGGCCUGCUCCCCUCCGGGAUGCUGGUGUGAAAGGGGAUCGGCCCGGUGUUUGGGCUGCACCACGCCGGCAGCGCUGUCCUCCCCAACCCUGCCCAGCCCUGCCCAGCCCAGCCCUGCCCAGCCCUGCCCAGCCCAGCCCUGCCCUGCCCUGCCCUGCCCAGCCCUGCCCAGCCCAGCCCUGCCCUGCCCUGCCCAGCCCUUCCCUGCUCAGCCCUGCCCAGCCCUGCCCAGCCCUGCCCUGCCCUGCCCAGCCCUGCCCUGCCCAGCCCUGCCCUGCCCUGGCCUGUAGCGGCGCUCUGCAGCAGAGGGCCAACCGUCGACGGCGUGACAUUUUAUUUCCACCUUCACUACCUCAUUAG
Molecule: messenger RNA, 2242 nt
Organism: Lampris incognitus (smalleye Pacific opah)
Lineage: Eukaryota; Metazoa; Chordata; Actinopteri; Lampriformes; Lampridae
Product: plexin-A2-like
Exons: 6
Coding region: 410-2242 (610 amino acids)
Biological process (GO): semaphorin-plexin signaling pathway involved in axon guidance; positive regulation of axonogenesis; regulation of GTPase activity
Cellular component (GO): semaphorin receptor complex
Molecular function (GO): protein binding; semaphorin receptor activity
Source: RefSeq, a predicted model, not a curated record